AAUAAAUUUCUUGUCAAAAUUCCAGUCCAAUCUUUGCAUUUGUUACCGGUUUAGAUAUGUGAUCCGCCAUUUUUUUUUCGUCGACGCCAAUCUUGGGUUCCUGAUCGGAUCGGUGCCAUCUCUAGUUUAUAUUGAUGUCUUCAUUUGAGUGGUUCUAAUUUGCUGUAUUUGGUAUUUAUUUCUGUCAGAAGUUAGCAGUUGUCUGUUGCGAUGAGAUUAUAGAGACAUUGCAUGUGCAGUUACAGUGACAUUUAAUAUGUAGGGGGGAAAAAAAACCCCAUCAAAGUCUCAAAUGUAAGGGAUAAUGGCCAUACUUUGCUGUUAGGUUCUGAAAACUUUUUCAUUGACAUUCAGUGUCAUUAAUGAGACAUCCAGGAUAGAAGUAGUGGAGACUGCAAACUUUGGACUCAAAAUGAUGAGAUGAAAACGAGAUGACGAGCAUGAUGGCAGUAUUAGGAUGAAAGUUGAAGCUUUGGAAGCUGAUCUGUUUGAGCAGCGUGUAGAGGUGAGAGGGCUGGACUGAUUGAGACUAAGACUAAAGCGCUGCUGCACCAUUAUUAGCAGGUAGGCGCACAGUGUUGUGGAAAAUGUACGUAACUAUUAACCAAAUGAAAGUACACCAACGUGUAACCAACAAAGUAAAUAUUGGAUGCCACCAGAGAUCACAUGUUAAUAUGCAAGUCAUUUAAGAUUGAUUUUCCUUUCCGAAGCUAACCAGGAGCUAGAAAUCAAGUCAAUGUGAUGAUGGUGUAUAAUUUAAUAGCCAUCUGUCAUUCCAUGUAAACUCAAGAUUUUUCCUUAUCGCUAAAGCACUUAAGUCUGUUCAUGUCUAAGCUUUGCUGGAAAAAGAAGCCUGAUGGAGGUUAGUUUUGUUUUGCAUGGUUUAUUAAUACAAUAGAAACGGGAGUAGUAGAAAUAAAAGGCAAGUUUAAAAUGUCUCUGUACAAAACCGGGCUUAGCCACAGCAGUUCCACAGGAAAGUGCAUGGUGGCACGUAGUCCUGCACCAGGGUUUGUUUGGCAGUAGUUAAACUGAUUACAUUCCCUCAUCCUGAGCAUGUGUGUGAUUAGUUUGGGAAAAACCCGUCACAUGUCACUGCAGAUGAAUUCUGGCAGCUUGGGGGAAAAACUGUAUCCUAACAAAAUGUCCAGGUCCUCUGGCAGAAAAACAGUCCCAAAACAUUAAAAGCCACCAACAUAUUUAACCAUGGGCAUGAGGUACUUUUCCAUAUGGCUACCUCUGUGUUUGCCAAAACCACCUCUGGUUUUUAAUUUCAAAAAGCUGUAUUUUGGUUUCAUCUGACCAUAGAACCUGAUCCCCAUUUGAAGUUGGCAAACUGAAUCCCUUCCAAGAAACUUGUGAUGUAGGUGACUUCGGAUUGUAGUUUUGGAGACUUUUUGGCCCCAAGACGCAACUAACUUCUGCAAUUCUCCAGCUGUGAUCCUUGGAGAUUUUGUGGCCACUCGAACCAUCCUCCUCAUAGUGCAUUGAGACGAUAUAGACACGCGUCCAAUUCCAGGUUGAUUCAUAACAUUUUCCAGUUGACUAGAACUUCUUCAUUGUUGCCCUGGUGGUGGAAAUGGGCAUUUUCAAAGCUGGUGCUAUUUUCUCAUAGCCACUUCCCAUUUUGUAAAGCUCAACAACCUUUUACUGCACAUCACAGCUAUAUUCCUUGGUCUCUCCCAUUGUUAUGAAUGGCUUCGUAAGUGUUCUGUUAUUGGCUGUAAAAAUGAUCAUGAGUUUUCAUGUAUUCCCAGCAUCAGAGCCACUGAAGACGCAGUGGAGAAGUUUUAUUUUGAAGGAAAUGUGCUCCGAAAAAAAAUACCUCAAUUCGUAUGUUUGGGAGAAUCAUUUCACACCAGACUGCUUUAUGAACGAGGGUCAAUACAAAGCAAGAUUAGCUAAAAAAAUUUGAUUCCUUAUGGAUGGAUCAAUACCAACUGUUCAUGAUCCAGCUUCAUAUCCAGAAGAUGUAGGUAUGCACUAUAUUUUGUGAAUGUUUGCAAAUAGCCUUUCCGAACAUGCUUGUUAGCAGAUUCCACGGCUAAUGCAGCUAAAGUUAACAUUGUCUCUGAAUGUAUUCACGGAGUAACCAUUCAGAAACCUCCUGGUUUAUUCUUACAGUUGUUACUUCUGUCAGAGUCUCUCCUUCAUCAAUGUCCGACUCUGGUUCAUACAUAUAGGGCUGAACACCUUUAUGCUGUCGGCCAUUUGGUUCUCCUGAGUAGUUGUUGCCGUAAUAUGCGAAGCACGAGCUGUAAAUGCAUAGCCCUCUUCCGGAAAGGGGGCGGGGAUCAGUAGCUCAUUUGCAUUUAAAGAGAGACACAAGAAAACAGCGUGUUUUUGCUUACACCCAAAAAAAGGGGCAUUUACAGCAUGGUAUAAUAAAUUAUCCGUAGGGUAUUUUGAGCUGAAACUUCAGACACAUUCUGGGGACACCUGAGGUUUAUUUUGUAAAAAGGUUCAUAAUUGGUCUCCUUUAAGCAUGAUAAUUACCAGACCUUUAAAAAAAAAAAAAAAAAAAAAAAAACACAGUUUAUGAUCAUUUAAAUAAUAGAUAUUUGAUGGACUCUUCAGUGUCAUUGUUCAGGGUGUUAUUAUUGGGCGAUUUGGAUCAGUCCAUCCAUGCAUCCAUCCAUUUUCUGUACCACUUAUCCUACACUGGGUCGCGGGGCACCUGGAGCCUAUCCCAGGAGACUCCCAGGGCACAAGGCUGGGGACACCCUGGACGGGCACAAUCGUGCACAGAGACACCCGUUCACACACUAUGGACAAUUUAGAGAUGCCAGUCAGCUUACAUAGUCACUGUGAAUGUUUUGCAAUUGAGACAUUUGUUUAUUUGCAAUUACUCACUACCCUCAUAGCUUAAAGAUUUUAAAAAAACAUCCAGGGAUAUUUAGCCAGUUGGUUUUGAAGACCUGUACUGAAUAACCAUUUGCUUAACAUAAAUGUCAGCAUAAAUAACUGUACAAACACAUGCCUAGAUUUCUUCACCAGGGUAGAAAUGUAGAUUCUAUGAAUAUGCAAAUUGGAAACACCCCUAACAUGCCCCCACCAACUUCUCCUGUUAAGCUGUGUAAUCUCAGGACAUUUGCAUGUAGAAACAUGAUUGGCUGUUAUAUCUUAUGAUGCACGAACAUUUACUUGAAUUAGUUAAAAAGUAAUAAAAAUAUGUAAAAAUAAAUAAAUAAAUAAAUAAAAGUGGGGGGGGGAUGUAGUUGGUAAAUUGUUGCCAUAUGGCAACAAUGUAUAAUGGUGGAAGAUGUAUCAUAUAGUCGAAAAUAACAACACAAAUGUCUGAGAUUACAAUUAGUGCAUUUUCCAGACCAUUUUUUGCCACCUAGUAUGUCUUUAAAGGAAAGUCUAGAAAGGUGGAUGGAUUUACUCACUCAAAAUACAUUUAAAAAAUGAGAUCUAAACAUGUUUUGUAUGAAGUAUUUUUUAAAAUUCUUUCUCUUGAAUGUAAAUAUACUGUUAGAGAAGCCUUUUUGCAGUGUAAACCUGUUUCAGUUCAUGACUGCACAUACCACAGUUCCAUUAUCGCAUGUUGUUGCCAUAUGGCAGCAAUGACAUUUUACCAUUGAAUAAAAUAUUCAAAAUAUAUAAUUGGAUUUAAAUGACCAACAGUAAAUGUUAACUUAUCUCAAAUAGUGUUUCAAAUUUUUCAUCUAAGUAGUUUUGCCUAAAUAUUGAAAAAUGUAUAUAACUGAGAGCUCUCCGCUGAUCUUCACUAUGCCAUGUGAUUGCAGAAAAGGAAGUGCAAACCGCACUUCCAAGUCAUGUGACGUCUUUUUAUUAUGACCAAAAAAAAAAAAAACCCCUUUUCCAGUUAUAUAGGAAAAUAUUAGUUUUGUAUUAUUGCCUAUUAAAAAAAUGGAGAUAAAUGAAUUGUUGCCAUAUGGCAACACCAUGCAGUGAAGAGUUAAAUGUGAAUUCAAAUCGAGUUAGCUCUUGUAUCAGAAAGCUAGCAGUUUGCUCAGACGAUCUGAUUUUACCCUAACUUUAAUUUCAACGACAAUCUGCACAAAUAAACAAAAAAUGUUCAGAUAUGACCAUUAAACUACUGUUGAAUGUUUUCCAGUUGGGACAGCGUUAAUCUUCGCACUAUACAACAGUGUCAUCCUUAACAAUGCCUUGCAUUUUAAAUAUUGUGCUAGAUCAAAUGGAUAAUUCAUGGCACAGAAUUAUCCCAGUGUAGUCUUUCACGUCUUUUGUUAUAAUGUAGUUUACAGUAAUUAUGUCAUUUGAGCAGAUCCAGGGUCUAUUUCUGGUUGUGUUCUAGCCUUAAGGAGAAGCUCUGUACACUCAGUCUUGAUCAGUUUCAUAGAAAAGGCCGUGUGCCACUGAUUAAAGCCUACCCUGACGUCAGAGAGCAGUUAUUAAUCAUUGUGUUGUUUUUUGGGCAGUGUUCGAGGCUGAAGCAUGCUGCGCAGUCAGUUAUAAAUAGCUGCAGAGAGAAAAUCUUGAAGGAUUCAGGCACUUGUGUACACUUGUGCAAAUUGGAAGCAAGACACAUAUGCAAGAUGCAAAUGCGUACUGCUGGAGUCUGAUCCUGAUUGAAGCGUACACACACACGCGCCACACACUGCACACACAAUCAGCUUGAUAUAAAAGCACUCUUGUUCCCCAAAUUUUUCCUCUCCUGUUCUACUCUGGUCCUCUCCCCUUCCCUCCUGUGUGUGUGUGUGUGUGUGUGUGUGUGUGUGUGUGUGUGUGUGUGUGUGUGUGUGUGUGUGUGUGUGGUGCUGCGUCAUGCCUGCGUCACCAGGCCCCCUUCAUUCAUGAAAUGUGACGCAAGCAGCACCAGCUCUGCUACCACCCACUCUUUCACGCCGACACUGCAGGCUCUCUCUUCAUCCAUGCCUCUCUCUCUUUCUUUCUUUCUUUCUUUCUCUCUCUCUCUCACUCUCAGCUAUUUUCUCCUUUGCUCAGUCUCUCCUUGAAAACCGACCAUGCAUCGCAGCGCUUUUAUCUGUCUCCUGAUCUCAAGCCAGAGUUUCCAUUAUUAAAGCCUCUUAGCCUACCCUCUCUGUUAUCGGGCAGCUGCCCAUGCACAUGCACGGCACCAUGGGUAGCUCCCCAGAGGUGCUGUCCUGGACCUCUUGCCCCAGCCUGCUGGUGGGAAAGCUCAAAGAAGAGCUCAAGCUCACUGUGGUGGGAGACGCGCUGAAGAAAGCCAAUACCAACAGUUCCCCUUCUCCCCAGGCCCCACCACCUGCCCCUCCUCCACAGAUCAUCACAGACCUGGCUCCGCCUACCAGCCUCCCCGUGCCCCUGCAGCCAGGCCGAGACGACGACCUGGGCGUGAGCGGCAGCAGUCCGCCCUGCACGGCGCUCAGCGAGGACUCGAGCCGAGAGCAAGGCCACUUCGAGAACAGCGUGCUGCAGCUGCAGGAGCAUGAAGAGGAACACAACGCUGAGCACGACGAGCACGGUUCCUGCGGGGAAGAAGGCAACGAGGACGGAGGCUGUAACAUGGAGCACGCUGACCAGCAUCAUCACGAUGACAUCAAACUUCAGUUCCACCGAGCUAACACGGGCGGAGGCGGCUUCCUGGAAGGCUUGUUCGGCUGCUUAAAGCCUGUGUGGAAUAUCAUAGGGAAGACAUACUCGACAGAUUACAAGCUUCAGCAGCAAGAUGUAUGGGAGGUUCCAUUCGAGGAGAUCGCCGAGCUGCAGUGGUUGGGAAGUGGAGCUCAGGGCGCCGUCUUCCUGGGAAAAUUCCACUCGGAAGAAGUGGCCAUCAAGAAGGUCCGAGAGCAGAAAGAGACCGACAUCAAACACCUCCGCAAACUGAAGCACCCAAACAUCAUCGGUUUCAAGGGCGUGUGCACACAGGCUCCAUGUUACUGCAUUAUCAUGGAGUACUGUGCUCAGGGGCAGCUGUAUGAGGUACUCAGGGCUGGGAGGAAGAUAACUCCCCGUCUCCUGGUGGACUGGGCAUCGGGCAUUGCUAGCGGCAUGAACUACCUACACCUCCAUAAGAUCAUCCACAGAGACCUCAAAUCACCAAACGUGUUAGUCACUCAUAACGAUGCUGUGAAGAUUUCCGACUUUGGGACAUCCAAAGAGCUGAGUGAUAAGAGCACUAAGAUGUCAUUUGCUGGUACGGUGGCCUGGAUGGCUCCCGAGGUGAUCCGCAACGAGCCUGUAUCUGAGAAAGUAGACAUCUGGUCAUUUGGUGUGGUGUUAUGGGAGCUCCUGACCGGAGAGGUCCCCUAUAAAGAUGUGGACUCCUCUGCUAUUAUCUGGGGCGUAGGGAGUAACAGUCUGCACCUUCCUGUGCCCUCGACCUGCCCCGACGGCUUCAAAAUCCUCAUGAGACAGACAUGGCAGGGUAAACCCAGAAACAGGCCAUCAUUCAGACAGAUCCUGCUGCACCUGGACAUCGCCUCUGCAGAUGUGCUGGGAGCCCCCCAGGAGACGUAUUUUAAAUCUCAGGCGGAGUGGAGAGAGGAAGUGAAGAAGCACUUCGAGAAGAUUAAAAGUGAAGGAACGUGCAUCCACCGCUUGGACGAGGAACUUAUACGGCGCCGAAGAGAUGAACUCAGGCAUGCACUGGAUAUUCGAGAGCAUUAUGAGAGGAAGCUAGAGAGGGCUAACAACCUGUACAUGGAGCUGAGUGCAAUCAUGCUGCAGCUAGAAGUGCGAGAGAAAGAGCUCAUGAAAAGGGAGCAAGCCGUGGAGAAAAAAUACCCCGGCACGUACAAACGCCACGUGGUGCGACCCAUCGUCCGACCCAACGCCGUCGAGAAGCUCAUCAGGAAGAAGGGCAGCAUGAACCACAAACCUGGCACUCAGACUCCCAAGAGGCCUGAUCUGCUGCGCUCUGAUGGAAUCUCCAGUGUGGAAUCUUUCCCAGUGUCCUCUCCUCUCUCAGGCAGCCCAAGGGUUUCCACUCCUCCCGGGAAAGCACGCUACCGCAGCAAACAACGCCACCGCCGCACCAACAGCAAGGGCAGCCACAACGAGUUUCCCGGGGUCUUGAAGCCCAUCGUCAACAUGGAUGAGGAACAGCAACCACUGCAGCCUCAGCAGUACCAUUAUAACCAUCAUCACCACCCUCAUCAGCUACCACCUGAGAGCCCUCUGCUCCCUUUGCAGAGGCGAGACAACGCAGCAGCCACAUGCGCCAACGAGCUGCGCUACUUCGGGCCUGCCGCGGCAUUACGCAGCCCCCACUCUGAGCACCUUCAGCGCUCCAGCCCUGACCUCAUCAACACUACUCUGGAGGCCGACGCACGGAAGCACGCGGCUACAGGGCCAGCUGCGCUCUGCCCCUGCUGCCAGGGUCAUCCACUGCCUGGGUGCUUGCGGUGCCAGGACAUGUUGCCUGACUGCUCUCUGGUCAGUGAGGCUCUAGGCAGAGAGGGUAUGGAGGGACAGCAACAGCCAGAGCAAGAUGGUUCUCCACAGAACGGCCUCUCGCGCACCCUCAGAACCCUCAGCAAGGCUGGGGAUGACUCAUCUGAGGAAGAGGAGGGAGAGGUUGACAGUGAAGUGGAGUUUCCACGGAGACAGAGGCCUCACCGCUGCAUGAGCAGCUUUCAGUCGUACUCGACGUUCAGCUCGGAGAAUCUGUCUGUGUCGGAUGGGGAGGAGGGAAACACGAGCGAGCACUCGCACAGCGGACCUCUAGAGGCACUGAGCGCCAGUCAGGAGGAGCAUCUGGACGAGCUGCUUUCACACACACCAGAGAUCCCCAUCGACAUCUCCAUGCAGUCUGACGGCCUCUCUGAUAAAGAGUGCGCUGUGCGCCGGGUCAAGACUCAGAUAUCCCUGGGCAAGCUGUGUGCCGACGAACAUAGUUAUGAGAAUCCGCUGCACUUUUCGGACUGCGACUCCUCAGAAGCCGAGUGCUCCGACACCACCAUCAGGAACAAGCAGCCGUGUGCUCCCUCUUCCUGGUGAGCUCCUCCCAUGGUCCCACCUGCUGGGAGGAGAACCACCGCAAUAACCGGGGCCUGCUGUAAAAGACCAUGCCCCUUUGCUCAUUCUGUCCCCGACCCCUCAAUCUCAAGCCCCACCCAUCCGAGUAAGCUCAGGCAACUCUGGACUGACAAUGUAGCUAGUGUAACAUUCAUAAUUUAUUUUUCUGCAUUCGAAGCGAAGAAAACAAAACAAAAAUCAGGAAGUCUUUUCAAUUCUAGCCUAGAACAAAAGGACUAAAAUGAGCGAGUGUGUUGGGUUGGAAUAGAACAAAAAUAGAACAAACUCUCAACCAGAAACUUGGUGAUCAAGGUGUGUGAGUGAGUGUGUGUGUGUGUGUGAGGGAGAGAGAGAGUUGUUGUUGGUGGUGGAGAGUAUAGUAAAGAUGACUCUGAUUAAACAUGGGGCCCUUUAACAGAAACGCAAGCAUCCAGAUCUGCCCUUUUUUGGCCAAGAAGCGAAGACUCGCUAGCUACCUGGUAAAGCUUGAGUUUAUAAUAAAUGAGACCCUGGGAUUUCAGGGUCACUUCGGUUUGAGCACCAGCAUGAACAGAACCUGUCUGUCCUCUCACUUUUAUCAUCUCUCCAUUUCUUAUUUCUAACACCACGAACCCAUCCAUGUGGGGUCUCAGCAUGCCCGUUGGAGAACCAAUCAGACUUUGCUGCCGAGUUUCUCAGACACACAGUGGAACAUCUAAAGGACACGUAACAGAAUUCGUGUGAGAAAUCCCUGAAAUCAGUGUUGAAACUGGAGAAAACCAGUCCGUCCCACUUUCCUCUCACCUCAGGCCUGACCUUGGAAGGAUUACGAGACCGGAAGACGACGACAACACGUUCCUUUUCACGUGCGGAUCCGUGUCUAGACCCGGGUUUCUCAGAGAGCCUUGUACUCCUCUUCUUUAAUCUCAUCUCAGUUUUUUCCUUUAUAAUAUUUAAUGAUUUGGUUGACGUGAAGAUGCAGCAGCCCGUGAAAUCCCUCAGGACUUGGCGUAAUUUUUUUUCCGUUUUUCUUCGUGUAUCUAGUGAGACCGAAUGUCUAGUGCGAGGCACUUCGGAGCCACUCUAAAGGUUCAGCAAUAAUGCAGGUUCUGCUCAGGCUCAAGAGAAUCUCGCUCAGGAGGACUGUCUAGCUGGCUGGACAGAUGCACCGGCAAGAUGUAGUGAGGCAAGUUAGUUCUAGGAAAAGCCGCAUUUUAAAAGGUGUCUAAUUAUUUUAUUUUAUUUAUAUUUUUUUGAGAGAGAGUUUUGUGUUGCUCCUAAAUCACGUCCUGCGUUCUGAUGAUUUCAUGCUCAGGUUAAGUUGAAUGCACAGUGCAGCUCUUUUCUUUAGCGUACUAGCCGUGGCACUCCACUAGGGGGAGACAGAUCUGUGCGUUGUGUUUCUGUGACAGAAAACCAAGCAACAUUGCUUUUAUAUUCACGUAUGUUUUAUUAGGGUUAGAACUAGUCGUUUAGAUGCCCUACUAAUAACCAGUUUUUACGUUCACAAAAUGAGGGAUGCUGCAUCUUUUAUCAGUGAUAGUAUACUGCAUUCAUUACCCCUGUGUGUUUUUGAUGUGUGUGUGUGUGUGUGUGUGUACGUGUGUAUGGUUGUGUAAGUAUAGUUUAGACAGGAUGGCCAGUUGAACUUUAAAUGGAUUAAGUCAGGUUAGACAGAUAGCUGAGAGAGUGAGGGUUUCUAUUUUAUUUUCCUCAUUUGACAGGGUUUGUUUGUAUGUUAAAGUCUUACACGCAAAUGCAUUUGCAGUAAACGAACAAAACAAGACGUUCAACCCUGUUUACGUAAUCCCGUUUGAGACAAAUCUUAUUUCCAGUUUGUGUUCUUCCGACCAGCACGAUUCAGACCGGAUGGAGAAAAAAAAAAAAAAAACGAUUCGAGUCUGAAUGAGAAGGACUUGUGAAGCGUUGUCUUGUACUCAGUGAGCCAGGACUUACUUAUGGACUUACUUAUGGACACACACCAACCUCAUUUCUCUUGUUUACGUGUUUCAAAAGCUUCUGUGGUUUUUAUUCCACAGAAAUCAGACAGGUAUUGAGAGUAAAGUACAAUAAUGUCUUUCCAUCCUCAGCACUAUAAUGUUUUCUGUAUAGUUAUGAUUAUUUGUUGUGUUAAUUUAAUUUAAUUUAAUUCUCCUUCUUUUUCUUUUUGUAGCUGGCCUACACGGUCUUUGGAUUAGUUUAUUCUGGACUACUAGCAAGUUUAGAAUCAUGUUGGUUUUCCUAAUCAUAUAGAGGAUAUCCUAACCCCACCCUCCACCCCCAAUUUAAUUAUUUGUGAUGUAUUUCUGGAACGAGAGUGUUCAGCCUUUUUCUGAGUGAACAACUUUGUUCGAGCUAGAGCCGGAAAGAGUUGAGACCCUGAAAUCCUGUUUCACUCUGCUUCAGUACUUUGGAUGUGGCUAUCGUUGCUUUUAAGAGCGCCUGAGGAAUAAAAUCCUCCUCAGGGUCUGUUCCCAGAGAGAUAAUGAAAUCAUGAGCACCCGAUUUCGACUGUACGUUUAACACCUUAGACGAGGACCUGCUUAAGACAUUCAGUCUUUAUUAUCCAGUGCUAUUUGUUGGCUUAAAUACUGACGUCCAGACAGAGGUGCGAACAGAGUCCCAGCAUCAGUCCUGUUUAAUUAGCACUUGUAAUUCUAGUAACAUGAUCAACUACUGAGUGACAGUUUCUUCUCAGUGCACAAGUCUGGGUAUUUUGCUCAGUGCUUUUGAUUUAGUAAAUUAGCUCAGUAUUGUACUAACGAUAUAACUAAUGACACAAGGGGUCUCUUAUUACACCUGUAAGUAAAGGUUGGAUAAAAAUCGACUGAGUUCUCUUUAGUGUGUUAUUUGCCAUACUGUCUGUAUUUUACAAUCUGACAGAUCAAGUCUGAAUGCUCUCAGUAUUUAAAUCGGAACGAAACCGUACUAUUAAUGCAGAUUUGUUCCAACUUGACAAACCUCUCGCUGUAUCACAUUUCUGCGUUUCCCUCCGUUUCUGCCUCCAUCUUAUUCGUUCCCACCGUUUUCUCAUUCCGUUUUCAGCUAACGCGUAAACAGUUAUUUUGUUAUAAACUAUUUUUGUGCAGGACUUGUUCAACUCUGAGCUAUUUUUCUUCCACUCUAGUAUGUUUCUUACUCAUGUCCCGCCUCCCCUUUCCCUAUCUUGAAUGGCGUUCUGAUCAACCAACCCUGACGGUUUCCUGUAUUAGUGCAUUCCUGUGUACAGUGCAGUGGGAGCAGGAAGGAAUAAAAUCAAAGCAACCAACUGCAUGGAAUAAAACACUGAUGUACUGUAUCAAACUCUGUCGCGUUUUUCUUUUUUUUUAACGCAGCUUCUGUAGAGGUGAUCUUCAAUCAUCUAGUGUUUGCAGUAAGACAUUGAAAGACCUUUUAGAUAAUACUGAUAUGGCGAUUACUGUAAUGUCUCCUGAGCAAAGUG
Messenger RNA from Ictalurus punctatus (channel catfish), 11350 nucleotides. It is a transcript of the gene map3k13, whose product is annotated as mitogen-activated protein kinase kinase kinase 13. Lineage: Eukaryota; Metazoa; Chordata; Actinopteri; Siluriformes; Ictaluridae. Bases 5050 to 7911 code for a protein of 953 amino acids. The transcript has 14 exons. Gene Ontology annotation, biological process: protein autophosphorylation; JNK cascade. The record is from RefSeq and is a predicted model, not a curated record. Gene Ontology annotation, molecular function: ATP binding; JUN kinase kinase kinase activity.